Messenger RNA from Suillus bovinus, 837 nucleotides. RefSeq lists its product as uncharacterized. The record is from RefSeq and is a predicted model, not a curated record. Lineage: Eukaryota; Fungi; Basidiomycota; Agaricomycetes; Boletales; Suillaceae. The transcript has 5 exons. Bases 1 to 837 code for a protein of 278 amino acids.
AUGUCCAACCCCAUCCUUCACACAUUUGGUCCUUCCGUCUGGGCUGCCGUGCCAGAGCUCGCCUUGAUCGAAUUGGGAUAUGACCAAGAUGAUAUCGAGAAGAAGGUCGUGAACCUCGGGGAGGGCGAGAAUUUCGCUCCUGCCUUCUUGAACAUCAAUCCGCAAGGGACAUUGCCAACCCUUGAAGCAGGAGGAAAGGCAUACACCAGUACUGCUGAGGUGACAUCGUACCUUGUGGCACACGCUAGGAACCGUGUCACUGUCGCCCCCGGGACUGACUUCAUCAACAUAAUUCAUGAAGAGCAGUACGAUCCAAAUUUCCUCAUACUAUCAGCUCGCCACGACGAGGAACUGCGAAGCAGAGCGUCUGGAUUUGCUAUGACGUUCGUCCAAAACCGUCAAAACGCACUGGCUAAGCACGCACGAACCUCCCAAAGCGCUGAGCACCGGGAGUUUUACGACACAAAGAUCGCUGAGAACGGCAAGAUUCUGUCAAUCUAUCAGUCCAAAGCGCCAGAGAACGUCAAAAACAGCUUCUUUGAGUCUUCUAGGACUCAUUGGGACACAGUGAAGGCCUUCAUUCUGGAAGAACUCCCGGAAAUUCUUCCGGAGAGCGGUUUCCUCGGAGGUGACGAACCCGGUGAAGAUGACUUCCAUCUUGCAGCCUGGUUGGCACGCGUUGUCUUCGUUGCUGGUGGGGAGGACGCGAGCAAGGAUGGUGUACGUGCUAUUGAGAAGGAGCUGGGUAAGCCGACUCCAGACGAAGUUGUGACAUACUGGACAGCAUGGAGUGGACGGAAGAGUUGGCAAGAGGUUUAUGCCAAAGGACUGCAUUGA